Sander lucioperca (pikeperch) is the source of this 1250-nucleotide messenger RNA. RefSeq lists its product as uncharacterized. Gene Ontology annotation, molecular function: MHC class II protein binding; protein tyrosine kinase binding. The record is from RefSeq and is a predicted model, not a curated record. NCBI's taxonomy places the organism in Eukaryota, Metazoa, Chordata, Actinopteri, Perciformes, Percidae. The transcript is spliced from 11 exons. Gene Ontology annotation, biological process: interleukin-15-mediated signaling pathway; T cell activation; positive regulation of ERK1 and ERK2 cascade. Gene Ontology annotation, cellular component: membrane raft; external side of plasma membrane. The coding region runs from base 58 to 1173 and encodes 371 amino acids.
GUCAGAAACGUUGACAGUCGAGGGCGAGAGAACAAGAGAGAGAGACGGAGAGGCACGAUGGCUGAAUUCAGACGGAUUCAAAUUACGUCAUUUGUGAUUCUGCUGCUUCAGUUUACAGAAGUAGCUGGACAUAACUCCCUCUCCUUCACUGUCAGAGCUGGAGAUGAAGUCAUUCUGCCUUGUGAAAAUGUGAUAAUUCAGGACUGUAGUAGCACUACUUGGCUUUUUAGUCGUAAAGGGGAAACAGCAGUAGCGCUGAUAGAGCAUGGGCAGGUUAAAGAUGUGAUUCCCAAAACUAAAUCAGACAGACUGAGUGUUACAGAAAAAUGUUCUCUGGUUAUAAAGAAUGUCACAGAGGAGGAUGUUGGUCGUUACACCUGCAGACAGUUCAACAAAUCAGGACAACAACAAGGUCCAGAUGCUGUGGUUCAUCUGUCUGUUGUUAUCAUGGUAGAACAGAAGAACACUGAUGAUACAGUCACCUUGAUCUGCUCUGUGUUGACAUAUUCUGAGUGUGACCACUCAGUGAAGUGGCUGUAUGAGGGUGAUGAGAAUGACGUGAAGAUAACACCUCAUACCUGUUCAGCCAGUGUGUCAUUUCCUCCUCAUCUUCAUCAGAAGUUACUGAAGUGUAACGUGACAGAUAAGAAGAAUGGAAACACUCUGCUGUGUAAUGUCGGCCCCCAGUCCUCUUGUAAGAAAACAGGAAACACAACAGUGGGAACAGAUAACACACCAACAACACCAGGAAGCACAACAGUGGGAACAGAUAACACACCAACAACACCAGGUUGGUUGUUGUACAUCAUUGUGGCUGUGGGAGUAACAGCACUCUUAGCAGCAAUCAUCAUCGUGGUAGUCAUCAGACGGAAGAAAACUAAAAGGAACAACACGCAGACGAAUGAAAACAUUGGACUGAGCUUGAACCCUGCAGAGACUCAGUCUGCUCCAGAAACCAGUCAGAACAUGGCUGAUCCUGAAGGUGGUGUUUUCUACGCCUCCAUCAGCCACACCAAGAAGACCAGCAGUAAAGCUCAGGCUCGGGGUAAAGAUGCUGAUGCUGAUGAUGAGGCAGUGACCUACAGCACCGUGAAAGCUCCUCCUUCUGCUGCUGCUGCAGCCUCUGCUGAUGUCAGCAACCUCUACGCCACCAUCAACAAACCAAACCAAUAAGACAGCACGGUGUAGUUACAGCUCAUAGCAUUACAGAAUGCUGUGUGGACUAGCCAGACCCUCCUCCGCAUCGCUGU